This is a messenger RNA of Hyaloscypha bicolor E, 738 nucleotides long. Its product is annotated as GMC oxidoreductase. The record is from RefSeq and is a predicted model, not a curated record. The transcript is spliced from 2 exons. Bases 1 to 738 code for a protein of 245 amino acids. Lineage: Eukaryota; Fungi; Ascomycota; Leotiomycetes; Helotiales; Hyaloscyphaceae.
AUGAACUCGACGAUUGUCAAACGAAUCCUCAUCUCUACCCUCCCAGAUGGUACGAAAGUGGCAAUAGGCGUCGAGCUUACUUCCGACCAAAUGCUAUCCGCAAAACGAGAACUUAUCCUCUCAGCGGUCCAUCAGGACGCCGCAACUCCUCAUGCUUUCCGGCAUCGGUCCAGUAGAGGAACUCCAACAGAGGGGAGAUCCUCUGAGACUACUUGGUCCUUUCUCAGCAGUGGGAACUCGGAAUCCCGAACUCGGUGCUUCCGUUGGGAGUCCGCUUUUAACGAUCCAGCGUUCACGACCUGGAGCCCAUUGGAUUGGCACACCACCGCUUCUGUUGAUCCCGAGGAACUCAAAACGGCACUAGCUCGUGAUUCAGGGGUUUCAGACCGGGAGAAGGAGGGACUUCUGAGUGCAGCAAGAUGUCAUCUCGGCAUACUGAUGCUUUAUAUCGGUGUCCCGCUCAACGGAACGCUCGUCACAGCCUAUGCCCUGAACCUUCUGCCUAUUUCGAGAUGGGCGAUAACAUUGAAACCAGCAGAUAUCGGUGAUCAGCCGGCGAUUGACCAUAAUCACUAUGCCACGGUUUCCGAUCAAUACAGGCUCCGCAUUGCGGUCCGAACAUUUGCCAAACUCAUGAACACCUCUCCUGUCGUAGACCUCUUUGCCGGGGAAGCCGUACCACCGAGUUUCAAGACGACACAUGAAGAGAGCAGUGAUGCAGAAUCGACGAGAGACUGA